Messenger RNA from Sphaeramia orbicularis (orbiculate cardinalfish), 3572 nucleotides. RefSeq names its product melatonin receptor 1C (gene mtnr1c). The record is from RefSeq and is a predicted model, not a curated record. The transcript is spliced from 2 exons. Bases 626 to 1687 code for a protein of 353 amino acids. NCBI's taxonomy places the organism in Eukaryota, Metazoa, Chordata, Actinopteri, Kurtiformes, Apogonidae. Gene Ontology annotation, biological process: G protein-coupled receptor signaling pathway. Gene Ontology annotation, molecular function: melatonin receptor activity. Gene Ontology annotation, cellular component: plasma membrane.
GCUCCACGUUAAGCCCGCCUGGUUAUUUCCUCCCGUGGGAGUGGAUGACAGACACCUGUCAGGACGCAAAAAACGCGCAACCAUAUAGUUUUAACGCACGACUCGCACGCCAGAUUUGAUUUUACGCAAGAAUGUUAAUCCGCCUGCCUGAAGACACAGCUUCGGGCAAACAAUGUUUUAUUAAUGGCCGCAAAACCCAACACCUCAGUCUGUGUUGCCGUGUAUAUGAGCCUUGUAUACUUCCAUUACGCACAGGAGAGCGUUCACAUGCCUUUUGGACGGGCUCUCCAGGCAGAAUGGAGCAGCGCGCAGGAGGAGACUUGGUGAUUCAUGAGGACCACACGGAGGGCGGCAGUGAAACACGAGUAUGAGGCAUCUUUAUCACCUUAUUAAAUUAACUUCAUAAAUUUCCCUUCGAGUUGAGGCUAUUAAUAUUAUACCUAUCUGAUCAUGGUGCGCGUACUCGUGUUCCACAGGCUCAGGAGUAGAUUUCGUCCUCCAAGAAGUUCAAGACUCCCUCCAGUAAAGUCCUUCUGAUUAUUUGCUUGUACAUUUCUUUCUUUUAUUUUUUUCUUCAACUGAACAACGGAGUAUUUGCGCUAUGGCAGUUGAACCCUGAGGGGAGAUGGAUUUAGAAGUGAAGGAUGGGAACGGGUCGAACUGUUUGUCCCGGAAUGAGAGCGACCCCGGACUGAGCGCGUCCUCUCCUGGAGUGUCCACUGCGCUGGCCAGCGUGCUGAUCUUUACCAUCGUGGUAGACAUCCUGGGUAAUGUCCUCGUCAUCCUGUCCGUGUACAGAAACAAAAAACUCAGGAAUGCAGGCAACAUCUUUGUGGUGAGUUUGUCCAUCGCAGACCUGGUGGUGGCGCUGUAUCCUUACCCUCUGGUCCUGACCGCCAUCUUCCACAAUGACUGGACCAUGGGCGACUUGCACUGCCAGGCCAGCGGCUUCAUCAUGGGCCUCAGCGUCAUCGGUUCCAUCUUCAACAUCACAGCCAUCGCCAUCAACCGCUACUGCUACAUCUGCCACAGUCUCCACUACGACCGUCUGUACAGCCUGAGGAACACCUGCUGCUACCUGGGCCUCACCUGGCUGCUAACCGCCAUCGCCACCAUACCAAACUUCUUCGUGGGCUCACUUCAGUACGAUCCCCGCAUCUACUCUUGCACCUUCGCCCAGACCGUCAGCUCGUACUAUACUAUCUCCGUGGUGGUUAUCCACUUUGUAAUCCCCCUGCUGGUGGUUUCGUACUGCUACUUGAGGAUAUGGGUGCUGGUGAUUCAAGUGAAACACAGAGUUAAGCCUGAGCAAAGGACUAAACUCAAACCUAGUGACGUGAGGAACUUCCUGACUAUGUUUAUGGUGUUUGUGUUGUUUGCAGUAUGCUGGGCUCCUCUGAACCUCAUAGGUCUGGCUGUAGCUAUAAACCCCGUGAAAGUCGCACCAAAUAUACCCGAGUGGCUGUUCGUCACCAGCUACUUCAUGGCGUACUUCAACAGCUGCCUCAAUGCCAUCAUAUAUGGACUGUUGAACCAAAACUUCCGCAAAGAGUACAAGACAAUCCUCCUCGCUCUUUGUAUCCCUCGCUUGCUCAUCAUGGAGACUUCCAGAUGUGCCACAGAAGGCCUGAAGAGUAAGCCUUCACCCGCUGUAACAAACAAUAAUGUAGCAGAAAUAAAUGUAUGAACUCAAGUGUCACGGGGAAACUGACAUAAAGUUACACUGGAGCCUCAUUGCUGACGUGUGCCACAAUCCUCUCAGUGCCUUUACCACAGAGCAUGCUGUUUUUCCAGUUGUAAAGAUGUAAUUAUGUUUGGACAGGACACUGACACCAGCCUAUUUCUUUCUUUAUUGACUGGGAAAACAAUUAAGUAUAGCACCAGGGUAGUGUAAUGAUCUGUGAGAGUCCGGACAGGAGUCACAUUAGAUCCACUAACUGGUUAAAUAAUUCAAUUAAAAAAAUACUGACGAUAAUAAAAACAACUCUCCUCUGCUGUGAUGACAAUCUUCUUGAAAGCUUUAACACUGAAAGUAAAUAUAUAUCCUGGAUAUGUAUUUGCAUCCUGGAUCUCUAAAUACAUAACCUGGAUAAUUGUUUCCUCAUAUUCUAAAUACAUAUUUGCUGAAUCCAAAACAAACCAUCUUAAUGUUAUCACAUCGAUCCCUGUAUUUGGAUUGGAACACUAUUUCAGCUACAUCUGAGCAUGGGUGUAUCACAUGCACACAAAUGACUUGCUGCAUAUUUGCACAGAUCGAUUAUGAGUCCAUCAUCAACAUUCUGAAAAGAAAUUAAACAUUUUUCUCCAUUCCCACUGUGUCUUUCACAGUCUUAAAUGCAGCAUUAAUGAUGACAAGCCUGAAGGUUCGUUGUUUUUCUUCAAUAGAGCACUUAAUCUAAUUUUAAACUGAAUCGCUUUCGUUCACCGCUUAGUCCAAUUACCAGGGAUCUAAUAGUAUUAUUAGUAUUUUUGCUCGUGAAUAUUAAAGUUGGAACAGCGCCAGGUCUAGAAAUACAUUUUAGCUAUGUGUUGUGAAGUUACAGUCCCAUAUUUCAGAGGGGUAUUCCGUACAAACUUUGCCUCCAUUUCACUGAGAAUAUAAGCUGUAUUAAUACACCGUGAUACUGUUUCACCCUCAGGCUUGUCUUCUGAGCAGCGAUGCCUUCACAAAAUACACUAGGAAGAUUGUAGAAGCUUUGGCUCUGGUUGAAUUCAUGGGUGAAAAUGUGAGAGUGGUUUUGUGAGCUAAAGGAAGAUGUUGUGCCUUGCUGCAGAACUUCUCUCAUUGCUGUCACUUCUUCCGGUAAACAAAAUUCUCUGAAACUAUAUUGUGCAUGUCUUAAAGUAAACUACCUCCCCAUGGUUAAGUACAUCAGACUGAUUAGUUGGAUUAAUGAAUUCAAAGCCCCAGGCAUCCCUCUUUCAGACCUUCAAUGAUUCAGGCAUUUGCAAAAUUUGAAGGGGGAAGAAGAGAAAAUAAACAAAGCGAUGUUUCUUGUUUAUUAAAUGCCUUCAGGAUAAGAUAUGAUAUCAGGAACCAGAUGUAAUUUUGUGAUAGUGGUAGUGUGCCAGAGCACAUGUCAUCUUAGCCAAGAUCAGCUCUGACAGCCUCCAAGCAAAACUUCAACUAAGCAAAUAGACAAAUAAAACUGUGAGCAUGUCACCUUACAAGGAGUUUCAAAAUUGUGACACAUUCUUGAUAAGAUGCACUGUUAGCGGAAUAUUAAAGAGAUUACACAUCUCUAAUGUCUAAUUCAAAUGAUUUAUAUAUUUACAGAUUGGUGUCGAGUUUGUGAUUUAUGAUUUUGCUGGUGGAAACUAAUCUUGGAUAGGCUACUUGAAACUAUCUCCACAGACAGUGUAUGUGAUCAGAUCUGUGUGUCUGUGGGUCUUAGAUCAUUACAAGAAGCUGCAAACUAUCAGGUGCUUUCAUAUUACCGAACAACAACAUUGCACAAACUGCUCAAUUCCACUUGCAAUCUUACAAGUCAGUGUGUGUGAAGUGGAGAAGAUGCAGCCCACAUGCCAGUGCAAGGUCAGCCACAGAUGAGUGGCGAAAGGGACUCGAGGCA